GUCUCUCUUGAAACCAUGGCCGGGAUGUUCAAAAGAAAGCUUAGCGGCAAUGGCGACUCUUUCUCUCUCCCUGGCACACCCGCAGGUCCGCGCCCUCUGGCGACAAGCAGGGCGGCCGCAGCGGUCGCGUGGCUCGUCCAGCCGCCGGUUCAGGCACGCACACGCCGCCGGGAGGGUGCAGGCCAGCUACAGGGGUCUUGAGCCGCUGUACGAUGAUGGGUACGGGACGGUCAAGGACCUGGGCCACUACUAUCGGGCGAUCGGGGAGCUGGUGGAGCACGACGGCGGGCCGCCCCGCUGGCUUUGCCCCGUCGACGCCGGCGAACCGGCGGUCGAGGAUGCCCCGGUCAUGCUGUAUUUGCCAGGGAUAGAUGGAAUGGGGAUGGGGCUCUGCAUGCACCACAAGGCUCUUGGAACGAUAUUUGAACUUAGAUGCAUGCACAUUCCUCUUCGCGACCGCACGCCGUUCGAAGAACUUGUCACAAUGGUAGAAGAUGUUGUGAGAGCAGAGCAUUCCGCUUCUCCUACUAAGCCCAUCUACAUAUUGGGGAAUUCAUUUGGAGGAUGCAUAGCUCUUGCAGUCGCCGCUCGCAAUCCUGGCACUGAUUUGGUACUGGUACUAGUUAAUCCAGCUACAUCAUUUGAGAGAUCACGCAUAAAAACACUUCUGUCGGUUUUCAGCCCGUUGUCGGACCGCGCCUGUAUUGCAGCUGCAGCUCUACUGAAUUACAACAUCCACAAUGAGGUGAACAUGGCACUGAGUAUGAUGAAAAGUGGGAGGCAUCCUUUUGAAGCACUCAGCAGAUUGACAAGUAACAUGUCAUCUUCCCUGAAGCAUUCGAAAAUGCUGGACAAACUACCAAAAGACACACUAAAAUGGAAGAUUAAACUGAUCAAACAGGCUGCAUCAUACGCUAAUAGCCAUAUACAAUCAGUUACAGCCGAGGUGCUACUGCUAACCAGCUGCGCCGAUAGGUUACUUCCGAGCAAAUCUGAAGCUAACAGGCUACAGAAGAAGUUACCCAAAUGCAGAGUCUUCUUCUUUGAGAAGCAUGGCCACAGCUUGCUGCUGGAGCAUGGUGUCCAUGUCUCAUCCAUCAUCAAGUGCUCUUCCCUCUACCGCCACUCGAGGCGCUACCACCGGGUUCACGACUACAUACCGCCGUCGGCAACCGACAUGAAGGAGGCCGACAAGAUCAGCAGGGGCACGAUGCUCAAGACGUGCCCGGCGAUGUACUCGACGAUGGAGGACGGCGCGGUGGUCCGGGGCCUGGCGGGGCUGCCGGAGGAGGGGCCGGUGCUGCUGGUGGGCAACCACAUGCUGAUGGGCACGGAGAUCAUCCCGCUCGGCGCGGAGCUGAUGCGGCGGAGGAAGGUGGUCGUCCGCGGCGUCGCCCACCCGCUGCUGUUCCCGAGGAAGGCGAGGACGCGGUCGCAGGGGCACGACCUCUUCGACUUCCUCAACCUGUGGGGCGGCGUGCCCAUGACCUACAGGUGCAUGUACGAGCUGCUGGCCGCCGGCGAGUUCGUGCUGCUCUACCCUGGUGGCUAUAGGGAGGCGCUCCACUGCAAGGGCGAAGAGCACAGGCUUUUUUGGCCUGACCAGGCCGAGUUCGUCAGGAUGGCGGCGCAGUUCGACGCCACAAUUGUGCCAUUUGGAGUCGUUGGAGAGGAUGACCUCGUGAACCUGCUCUGGACAUUCGACGAUAUCAGGAGCGUACCCUUCGGCAGGAAGCUGCUGCGGGGCUACAGCAACCAUCUGAAGCUAAGGUUUAUAACCAGCCAGGAACAUUCGUUCUCUUCUCUCCAUGAACUGAGGCUAAGGUUGGUUGGUUUCUGCUGCAGGGACACUCAGGAGGUGAUCUUCCCCGGCGCAGUCCCAAAGAUCCCCGGCCGGUUCUACUACCGGUUCGGGAAGCCGAUCCCGACGAGGGGGCGGCAGGACGUGCUCACCGACCGGCGGGCCGCGACCGAGCUCUACUUCGAUGUUAAAUCGGAGGUGGAAGAAAUCAUCGCCUACCUGCUGGAGAAGAGGGAGGAGGACAGGUACAGGAGCAUCCUGCCCAGGCUCCUCCACAGAGCUGUGAGGGGGUCCAAAACUGAAGUCCCGGCCUUCAACCCUUAACAUACAUAGCACUAGCAAUGUUCAUACUAUCCCAGAAUCCAGAUCUUCAUGAAGAAACUGGCUACAAAACACAAGUAUGUUUGGUACUGAUAUAUCAUCUAUGUACACCGUGUCACUCUGAUACAUUUGCAAGCUAGUGGUACUGUUCUUUUUUCGUGUA
This is a messenger RNA of Triticum aestivum (bread wheat), 2285 nucleotides long. RefSeq names its product acyltransferase-like protein At1g54570, chloroplastic. The transcript has 12 exons. NCBI's taxonomy places the organism in Eukaryota, Viridiplantae, Streptophyta, Magnoliopsida, Poales, Poaceae. Gene Ontology annotation, cellular component: membrane. Bases 50 to 2125 code for a protein of 691 amino acids. The record is from RefSeq and is a predicted model, not a curated record.